CUGGGAUGCGAACUCGGAUGACAAACGCCAUUACCAAAUUCACGACCAAGCCCGCCGCGACUGGCCGUUGCCCCGCCGUUGCGAACAGCUACUCUCGGGCUGCUAUUAUAAACUCCGGGUGACAAUCUACACUCUCAGUGAGAGCUACUAAUUCCAUUCGAAAUCUCCGGGAAGGGAAUUUCCUCAAAGCUGGAUCGUCAAUUUGAUUUCAAUGUCUCUGAUUGAUCGCCAUCCCUGAGCUCCGGCAGCGGAUCUCCAUUGCCCGUGGAAAUCAUGUCGCAGCAGCAGCCACAGCAGCAGCAGCAUGUUCACAGUAACAGCAGCAACAGUGUCACUAUACCAGUGAGCGAGGUUUACUGGUCUCUGGUUGAUAAGGCCGACAAGAAGUUCUCUAAGAUCAGGGACUUGCCCUACUAUGAGCGCCACAGGUACGAUACAUACUUCUUUAAGGUCUUUAAGGUGUACACGGAACUGUGGAAGUUUCAGCAAGAAAAUAGGCAGAAGUUGGUGGAAGCUGGGCUCAAGAGAUGGGAGAUUGGCGAGAUAGCGUCGAGAAUUGCCCAGCUCUAUUAUGGGCAGUAUAUGCGAACUAGUGAGAGAAGCUACUUGUCAGAGUCUUAUAUAUUCUAUGAGGCAAUUUUCACCCGGGAGUACUUCAGGGAGGGGCUAUCUCAGGAUCUCAACUUGGCUAACAAACAGUUGAGAUUUCUCGCGAGGUUUCUGAUGGUGUGUUUGGUUCUCAAUAAGAGAGAAACGGUGCAUCAAUUGGUAACUCAGUUGAAGCUGUUGCUUGAUGAAUGCAAGAGGACGUUUCAGGAAACUGACUUUAGAGAAUGGAAGCUCGUGGUUCAAGAAAUUGUUAGAUUUCUGAAAGCUGACACAGCCUUUAUGAAUAUCAGGCCUUUGAGAUAUAGUCUUGUGCUGGAUCCUCACCCAGAUUCUCUGCCACGUGCUAGUGCAGCUGUUACAACCAGAACUUUAAGAUUACGCAAUGCAGUACUUAGCAGCUAUCACAAUAAUGAGGUGAAGUUUUCUGAGCUCACCAUUGACACAUUUAGGAUGCUUCAGUCUCUGGAGUGGGAACCCAGUGGUUCAUUCUAUCAAUCGUCUGGAACUAAAAUGGGAGCCUCUGGGCCUAGUCGCACUAACAUCUCUCAAGAUAUUGUUGAUCAUACUCUGCCUCCUAACCCGCAGAAAGUUGUUUUGUAUCGUCCAUCCAUGACCCAUCUAAUUGCAGUAAUUGCCACAGUCUGUGAGGAACUUCCUCCUGACGGAGUUCUUCUUGUAUACUUAUCAGCUUCAGGUUUAGGGCCAACUGCUCUUUCAUCUCUAGCAGGCGCUGAAACAUUUCCUGAUGCAGCAAAUAAAAUUGUCAAAGACUUCCAGUCACAUACCAUUUCUUCAGAUGUGAUUUCAAGCAUUCCACUCGGGUCUGUGACAGAAAACCAGUCUGUGCCUACACAAAUGAAAGUGAAUGGCUUGAGUAAUAACUCUUGUCUACAGUUUGGCAGUCGUGGAAAUGGAGGCUCAAAACAAAAUCAUGUGUUAGGGGGCAGAUUGUGUACAUUUGGAGAUCUCUUAGUGAGGCCUUUAAGAUUACUAUUUCAGAAAGUAAGGGUAACAUCAACCAUUCCAUGGAGGCCACUCUUUCUUGUAAUUGACAGUGAGAGCAGCAUAGCAUUUGAGGCUAUCUCUGGAGCGGAGAAAGGAGAACCAGCUGCAUUGCUUUUAUCUCCAAGAUGUUCAGCUCCUAUGGGUUCUAAUGAUUCUUGUCGUCAUUCUAAUGGAUCUCUAUUUACUAUAUUUCUCACCGCUCCACUGCAGGCCUUCUGCAUAUUAGUUGGCAUUUCAAGUUCGGAAGUUGAUAUGGGUGCCUUUAGCAAUGCUGAGAAGCUGCUUUCUUCAUCGCUGAAUGACUGGGGCUUGGCUUUGGCAGCAUGUGAUUCUCUCAGUCCUGUCUGGGUGCAGAUUCUAGGUGAUCCUUUUUUGAGGCGACUGCUGCUGAGGCACCUUGGAAAAGCCUAUGUGCUGAAUAUUCUGUUCAACUUACAUUUUGGGGUCCUGCAUCUUAUUCAUAUUUUGUUGGGCGGUGUUGAGCCUGUAUGCCCCGACUUACAGCAAGACGGAGUUUGUUCCCCAUUGUCUACCUCAUCUCCCUGAGAAUUUCACACCUAAAGCUGCUGCAAUCCAAACAGUAGUUCUUCAGGUCGCAGAAACCUUUGGUGCUGCCAACAAGUUCAUAUUCUCAGGAGUUAAGACUGCAGAGUCCUGACAGAGAAAGACGAAAUUGGUUUCGUCUUCCUCAAGUUCACGUAAAGUAAGUUGGUGAAAACUGAGGUUCACGGUCCUAUUUGUUUAAGCCCUUGUGGACUUUUUGAUGGUUCUUGUUUGUGGGUGAGAUUUGAUGAAUGUUUUGUGUGAUCUUGAGUUUUUUCAGAUUGUAGUUAAAGCUAAGUUUAUUCAAGGAUCUUGCAUUCCCAUUGGAUUUGUAGAAUCGUUGUCUCCUGGAAGAACAUGGAAAGAAAAUUAAUAGAAAGAUAUCUUAACUCAGGGAAAGAACAGAAAAUUACGUUUUCUCUUCAGUGAUUUUACAGCAAUCCCGGUAGGUUGGUUGCUGUCAAGAUCUCUGGGAUGUAUAUUGGUUUGUGUUUCGACUUUGAGAAGAAAAACACAGUUUGGAGUUGUGAUCCAUUUGAGAUUGUUGGUUGCAUCUAUGCAGUAUAUAUUUCAUUAAA
Punica granatum (pomegranate) is the source of this 2735-nucleotide messenger RNA. NCBI's taxonomy places the organism in Eukaryota, Viridiplantae, Streptophyta, Magnoliopsida, Myrtales, Lythraceae. The record is from RefSeq and is a predicted model, not a curated record.